CUCAUUAUUUUACUAAAACUAUCUUAUUCUGAAACUCUGAUAUAGAAAGUGAGAGUUAGCUGGUGUUUGUUUUUUUUGGGUUUGAGAGGGAGAGAGUUAGCUGGUUGAAGUAAUGACAGUGAGGCAUUUCCGCCAUUGUAGUGCAGAGUUGGAGUAUAUUUAAGAUUAUUGCCUGUUUUGACAGUUGAUUUUCUGGGUCUUCUGUGUAACUGAAUUUUCCUUCUUUCUUUUUUUGGUUCCUUUUUCUGUUUUUAACAAAAUUGUAAUUGUAUUAACUCUUAAGAGUGAUUUGUGACCAUGUUCAGCUCCUGAUUUGUCUAUGAUAUUCAAUUACAAUAACAACUGAGAGUCAACACCUGGAUUCAGUAAACAAUGGGAUGCUUAUUUAUAGUCAAAUCAUUCUCCAAUGUUUUACCAGUGAACUCCGCUGUGCAUUUUUGAAACUUUUUUAGAAAGAACCUGUGAGCUUUUAAGCAGAUUCUGAAAAUCAAAAAUAUUUCACCGAAUGGUAAUAUAUUUGUGUGAGUUUAAAGCAAGGGUUGAGCUUGAUGGGCUUACUUGACAAGUACCCCACAUGGUGUUUCGGCUAUUACAGCUGCAGAUAGGCAGAUACCUUCCCUCAUAAUGUGGCUUUCCCGUGCUCUGUGUUUUCUUGAGUGCCUUUGAGAUACUACAAAGAACCAACCUCCCACACUUCUCUUUUUUGGCUUUUCUUGGCUGCAUUCUGUGUAGAAUGGAGAGCCUUGAAAAGGGUUCUUCACUUCCUUGAGUUUUCAUUGGUAAAGUUGAGUUUUUUAUGGUUGGUCCUGAAAUGGGUUUUGCUCAUUUCUCUGUCUUCAGAUCUAGGUUUUAGAGUUUUUCUUGGUUUUUGUAAAAUUUGGGACUUUGGGUUCUUAUAUUCUUCAUAGUUUUUCAACAACAAAAAAUUUGUGUGUUAUUGUGUGUGAGAAAAUGGCUCCAAGAUUGGAAUUUUCCAAUUUCUGGGCAAAAGACACCACUAAGGGAACACCAGUGGUUGUGACAAUGGAGAACCCCAAUUUCUCUGUUGUGGAGAUUGAUGGUCCUGAUGCUGCAUUCAGGCCUGUUGAUAAGAGCAGGGGUAAAAAUGCCAAGCAAGUCACAUGGGUCCUGCUUCUUAAGGCUCAUCGUGCUGUCAGUUGCAUUUCUUGGCUUGCCACAAUCUUCUGGGCAUUGCUUGGUACCAUUAAGAAGAGGUUAAUCUAUAGGGAAGGUGUAGCUAUGGAGAGUGGGAAGUUGGGAAAGCAGAAGUUACUGUUUACAGUCAUAAGAGUCUUCUUAGUGACUUCCCUUGCAAUUCUGGCUUUUGAGGUUGUUGCAUAUUUCAAAGGUUGGCAUUAUUUUAGGAACCCAAGUUUGCACAUCCCUGGAACUUCUGAUAUACAAAGCUUGCUCCACAUGGUUUAUGUUGCCUGGUUAACGUUUCGGGCUGAUUACAUUGCACCUGCAAUUCAAGCACUUUCUAAAUUUUGUGUCGUCCUUUUCCUUAUCCAAUCCAUAGACCGUAUGAUACUUAGCUUUGGUUGCUUGUGGAUAAAGUUCAAGAAAAUUAAGCCCAGGAUAGAUUGGGAUUCUUUGAAGUCAGACGACGUUGAGAAAUUUGGAUAUGAGUACCCCAUGGUUCUUAUUCAAAUUCCAAUGUGCAAUGAGAAAGAGGUAUAUGAGCAGUCUAUCUCUGCAGUCUGCCAGAUUGAUUGGCCAAAGGAACGUCUUUUGAUUCAAGUUCUUGAUGAUUCUGAUGAUGAGAGCAUCCAGUGGUUAAUAAAGACAGAGGUUGCUAAUUGGAGCCAAAGGGGUAUCAACAUAAUCUAUCGGCAUCGCGUUGUUAGAACUGGUUACAAAGCCGGAAAUCUCAAGUCUGCAAUGAGCUGUGAUUAUGUGAAGGACUAUGAAUUUGUUGCAAUCUUUGAUGCAGAUUUCCAACCUAAUCCAGAUUUUCUUAAGCAAACAGUGCCACAUUUCAAGGACAACCCCGAACUAGGUUUAGUUCAGGCUAGAUGGGCCUUUGUGAACAAGGAUGAGAACUUGUUGACUCGUCUCCAAAAUGUUAAUUUGUGCUUCCACUUUGAGGUGGAACAACAGGUUAAUGGGGUGUUUCUUAAUUUCUUUGGUUUCAAUGGAACUGCUGGUGUCUGGAGAAUUAAAGCCCUUGAGGAGUCUGGAGGAUGGCUAGAAAGGACUACUGUAGAGGAUAUGGACAUAGCUGUCCGGGCCCAUCUCAAUGGUUGGAAAUUCAUCUACCUUAACGAUGUUAAGGUACUAUGUGAAGUGCCCGAGUCCUAUGAAGCUUAUAGGAAGCAGCAGCAUCGUUGGCAUUCUGGUCCUAUGCAGCUAUUUAGAUUGUGCCUUCCAGCUAUUAUAACUUCUAAGAUAACAGCUUGGAAGAAAGCAAACUUGAUACUAUUAUUCUUUCUAUUGAGGAAACUCAUCCUUCCAUUCUAUUCCUUCACCUUGUUCUGCAUAAUUCUUCCACUGACCAUGUUUGUCCCAGAGGCAGAGCUUCCUGCGUGGGUCAUCUGUUACGUGCCUGUUUUCAUGUCAUUUCUCAACAUUCUUCCAUCCCCCAAAUCAUUCCCUUUCAUUGUUCCUUACCUGCUUUUUGAGAACACUAUGUCGGUAACAAAAUUCAACGCAAUGGUCUCUGGAUUGUUCCAGUUGGGUAGCUCUUAUGAGUGGGUUAUCACCAAGAAGACUGGCAGGUCAUCAGAAUCUGACUUACUGGCAGCUGCUGAAAGGGAAUCAAAGAUGGUAAACCAAUUGCAGGUCCACAGAGGAGCUUCUGAGAGUGAGCUUACUGAGUUGAACCGAAUUAUGGAGCAGAAAGAAGUAGCUCCUAAGCCGAUUAAGAAAGCUAACAAGAUAUAUAGGAAAGAGCUUGCUCUAGCAUUCCUCCUGCUCACAGCUUCUCUCAGGAGUCUGUUAUCUGCUCAAGGAGUACACUUCUACUUCCUGCUCUUCCAAGGUGUGACCUUCCUUCUUGUAGGACUUGAUCUCAUUGGGGAGCAAAUGAGCUGAUAAUUCAUGGGUGCAAGAAAAAAAAGGAGAAAAAGCAAACACCUAUAUACACAUUGAGGAAUUUCAACCCCUUUGCCUUGGGAAUGUGCAGCACAGAGUUACCCUUUGGUUCAAUAGCAUGAAUCAUUUACAUACAGUGAGAAUGAAGUACAAGAUAGGAACUUUGUUUGUCAAGCACUCCCCAUACCACAUUUCCAAAUGUUCUUUCCUCAAUUUUUUAUUUUUUAUUUUUAUUUACCACAGGUAUUGAAUUGUUCUUGUUCACCGUACAGAAUAUUGGGUUGUCAUUGAUUAUUGUGUUUUAGAAUCCAAGAAGGUGGAUUGGAGUCUAAGGAUGAUGAGUUUGCCUGAUGCUUUUGGUUUGUAGAUUCCUUCUUGGUAGCUAGUGAGACAUGCAAAGCAAGAAUCAUUUGUAAUUAAAUUAUCUGAAAAUAAUAAUUCCUUUAUGUA
This is a messenger RNA of Prunus avium (sweet cherry), 3483 nucleotides long. RefSeq names its product Cellulose-synthase-like C5 (gene CSLC5). NCBI's taxonomy places the organism in Eukaryota, Viridiplantae, Streptophyta, Magnoliopsida, Rosales, Rosaceae. Gene Ontology annotation, molecular function: glycosyltransferase activity. The record is from RefSeq and is a predicted model, not a curated record. Gene Ontology annotation, cellular component: Golgi apparatus.